Molecule: messenger RNA, 2399 nt
Organism: Plodia interpunctella (Indianmeal moth)
Lineage: Eukaryota; Metazoa; Arthropoda; Insecta; Lepidoptera; Pyralidae
Exons: 4
Coding region: 118-885 (255 amino acids)
Source: RefSeq, a predicted model, not a curated record
ACCUUACCUACUGCUCACUCAGUGCACUCUGUCUGUUCUGUCUGUAAUCAGCAGUUGUUAUUACGCUGCUGAGUGGUGUUUACGUUUUAUUGGUGUUAAAAUUGUUCUGAUUUAAACAUGCCGAAAAAAUUGAAAGUUGUUGUAAAAUCUUUGUAUUCACAUGAAAUUCGUAAAGAUGUGAGUUUGGAUAACUUAAAAUCGUUGAGGCUCGAAGACGCAUGGCCUUUUAUCAGAGACGAAAUUGAGAUUGAAAUCGGUAAUAGUCAAUUGGUUUGCAUCCCGCACAUAACAGAAGCUUUUUUCUACAAAUGCACCUCUCUUUUCGUUCAAAAUGAUAAGAAAAUAAAUGGGAAAAUGUUUACUCCUUUGGGUGAAUUAGUGAAGAAUGUUAAUAAGGAGAAAUCUGAUAGCAACUACGUGAAAUGGUUGGAGGAGGGCAAUUUACUCGACAGUGACUUCAAAUUCCCUCACGAAAGCGUGAAGAUUACGUUACAAGAUGAGAAAAUAAAGAAUAAAGUUAGAGUGAUCAUGGUGAACUUCUCCAAAUGUUCAAUCCCCAAAAGCAAGGACCUUGUCAACAAUAUUUACUUGGAUGUGGAGAAUAACAAAGACUUGAAAGGCAAAAAAUCAGUGUACAUGAUCACCAACGUGCUGAUGGCCAAAACCAUAGAGUUUCGCGUCACGCGCUGCACCUCAUCCAGAAUCUUCCACCUCGGGAACGCUUCGCCUCUUGUCUUUGGUUUGGAGGAGUUCAUGAUUGGAGAAGACGGGAAGUUGAUAGCUAAGGAACCGGUUGGCAUUGUGUCUAAAUCUCUUCACUGGCAAAAAGUGGACCCAUCGGACCAUCUGUAUAACCCUGCCGGCGACGAAGCAUGUGUAGCUUAAACAUUUUAUUCACACAUUGGGGCACGCUUAUUUUGUUAGGUAAUUCUAACAAAUCAGCUUUGGUGUGAGCUGAUAGGUACUUUAAGUUGCACUCUUACAGACUAUUUUACUUUGGCAAGAUGUGGUAGCCAUUGUGCCAGAAAUAGUAAAGACCUAAACGAGAUGAACGGCUCAUUAAAUGAGCUAAAAAAAGUUCUACAUUAAGCGCUUAUCUUACACGUGAUUUAAAUUAUCGUAGUUAUUCGCUAAUCACAUUUGUAUAAAAAUUUACCUAUUGGUAUGGUUCAUAAAUUAAAUUUAUUAGAUCAAAACCUAAUAGGUAUUUUGAAUGUAUGGAAAAAAAUAUUGGCACUAAUGGACAUUUAGUUAUCGGACGGAUGCGGCAUGCGUUAGACUAUAAUCGUCGCUUGCGCAUCCGGUUCCAUGGUGUAAUGGUUAGCACUCUGGACUUUGAAUCCAGCGAUCCGAGUUCAAAUCUCGGUGGAACCUAAUUUUUUUUAUACAUCACAUCUUAUUUUUCAAGUGAGUAAAAAUGACUAAAUCUUUUUUUAUUUCUUUGAACGUGAUAAGUUUAGCAUUUUUGAUUUACUUGUGAAUUGUAUUCAAUAUUACUCUGCAAUAUAGCGCAACGCAAUGUAAAAAGCAAUCAGUUGCUAAAAUGUAAUGGGUAGUAGUAAUAUUUUAUGAUAACAACUAUGAAGAUAUGGGCGAGGUCACUACUAUGACCUUGCUAAGUAUACUAUAUCACUAUAUGUGGCUUAGAUUAGUGCUGUGUAAAUGAACUAAUCCUGACAUAGUUUACCUUGACUAUUAGACGACAGGAAUUAAAUUUUUAUGUAAACAUACAUACUCUAGAUUUAUCGUCAAAGACAAGGCACAUGAUGUACUUAGAUUCAACUAAAACAUUCAGAAGAUUACAGUGUUAGAAAAAUGUGUUAUUAAUGUUAUAUUAGCAAUAGUAUAAUAACGUUACAAAGUUAUGACAAAUGUAAAGCCCACCAGUAAUCAAUUGCAAUUUUAAUCUAAUUACCUAGACCAAAUCUUAGGAUUCUUAUAGAAUUAGGAAGGGGUAACAAUAUGCGGUAUAGUAGACCAUAUGUAUGGAAUAUAGUGUUAUUUUAAAUAUAGUAGAAGUAUUAAUAUGUGGCCUACUAUGCUAUGUAUUAAAAUUUUAGGUCUCAUUAUUUUAUUUAGGUUACCUUAAUAUUUGAUUGACAUAUCUCUGCAUACGUAUUUGUCAAAAAUAUACAUUCCAAUUUUCAGAUGUUUUCACUCAAUAGUAUAUAUAUAAUAGAACCACAGUAUACAAAUAAUUCAAACUAGACAAAUCAAAAUGUAGGUAUCAGGAAUAUUUAAUUUACAUAAAAUAAGAUUUUAAUUUACAUUGACAUGUAUGUGUAUUUUUAUGUGAUUGUGAUUAUAUAUAUUGUGAUUUGUUUCAUUAUUAGACAAUUUUUACAUUGAUUGGCAAUUAUUUUCUUAAUUUAUUUAGGAUUAAAUGUGUGUUAAAGGAG